Molecule: messenger RNA, 584 nt
Organism: Pistacia vera
Lineage: Eukaryota; Viridiplantae; Streptophyta; Magnoliopsida; Sapindales; Anacardiaceae
Product: protein Iojap, chloroplastic-like
Exons: 2
Coding region: 81-584 (167 amino acids)
Source: RefSeq, a predicted model, not a curated record
UCUUAGAAGUUAAAAAAGAGUAUCUUUCUAAUCUUCAAAAAUCUGCCACUUUCAUUACUUAUCAGUUAUCAGAAGCAACAAUGCCCAUCUCCACCACUCUAUCCAUCCCCGGCGUCGGUGCCGGCACCUUACUUUCUGGUGAGUUCCAGCAACUGGGUCGUGUUGAAACCAAGCUCUCUCACGAAGCCAGAAAACAUUGUAUUUAUGGGCACCGUUUGCCGAAUUACAAGUGCUUUUGGCAAGUACCCAGAAGCAAAAACUUGAAGAAUUUUAAGCCUAGAGAAUUUCCUUUGCAUUUUGCUUAUGGAAAAGAUGCUGAAGAUAGCUCUCUUUCGAAUCUGAGUGAAGAUACUGAUGAAAUGUUUGAUGACUUGUUUAAAAAAUAUGGAGAAGUUGUAUUCAGGAGAAAUGACCAAAAGCUUCCAAGUGCUGAAGUUGAUGAUGACGCUGAAAGCUUAUCAUGUAAUUCAUUCACAAUUUAUUCAAAUACUUGUCAGCAUAAAAUGUGCAUGAUGUUUGUAAUUCCCAUCACUUUUAGCCUUAAGACAAAAUCAGCUUUGCUUCAUUAUUACAUUCCCUUUUAG